AUGAAACCUCGAACAACAAAACCAAAGCUCAAAACUAAAAAAACAAAAACAAAUGGUGUUUCAGCAAUGGAACAACAUAAGAAAGAUCUAGCCGAUUUGGCCACAGUCGAUCCCGAAUUUUACAAAUUCUUGAAAAAAGAAGACGCUGGUCUACUCGAUUUCAAUGUCAAUGAUGACGAUGACUCGAUACCCGACGAUGAUCCUGAACAACAAGCUCAUCAGUUGCCUGAACGACUCGAAGAAAUGGAAGCUCUUUCCGAUGAAGAUGGUGAACCACUGAGUAAAGAAGAACAAGCCCAGGUGACAACGGAAACGAUUGAAAAAUGGGCGACUCAACUUCAAAAAACUCAACCGACAUUGAAUACGAUUCGUCAUGUCAUACGUGCUUUUGGUUUAGCUGUUCAAUCUGCUUAUGGUGGUGCAGAGGCGACAACUGAUUCAAAUGAUAAAAAAAAGAAGAAGAAAAAACAAAUUUCAACUGGUGCAAUCGAUGAUCCUGAAUCAUUUAAUGCCAUUGUUCGCGUGUGUUUGAAACAAUUACUACCAGCAAUUUAUCGGUUUCUUCGUAUAAAACUUGUCACAACGAGCAAAUUAAAACCCGAAACAAGUGCUAAUUGGAAAUAUUUAGAACACGUGAUGAAAAAAUAUCUUCUCAAUUUCACACGGCUCAUAUCAAUGAUCAAUGUUCCAACUACAUUGAAUACACUUCUUCGUCAUGUUCGAUCGUUGAUUCCAUUUGUCAUUGUUUUACCAAAUACACGUCAAGCACUUGUGAAAGAAUUGAUUCAUAUUUGGUCAACAUCUACAGAUGAACGAAGUCGAGUCAUAGCUUUUGUUUGUUUAUUUCAUUUGAUUCGUGAACAUCGAAAAGAAAUGAUGGGCGUUGUUUUACGCAAAAUGUAUUUGGAUUAUUUGAAAAAUUGCAAAUUUACAUCACCAACAACACUCCCGUUGAUUAAUUUCAUGCAACGAUCGUUAGUUGAACUUUACUCACUUGAUCCAACAGUUACCUAUCAACAUGGUUUUGUUUUUCUUCGACAACUUGCUGUUCAUUUACGCACAGCUAUUCAAACUAAAAAACCAGAGAAUAUUCAAGGUGUUUACAAUUGGCAAUUUAUUCAUGCAUUGAGUUUAUGGACGAAUGUUAUCGGAGUUUUAUAUAACAAUAAAGAAAAACUAAUUCAACAACUUGUUCAUCCAUUAACUGAACUUAUCAUUGGAACAAUUAGAUUGGUACCAUCACCUCGUUAUUAUCCACUUCGAUUUCAUUGUAUUCGUCUAUUAAUCAAAUUAACUGAAUUAACAUCUGUGUUUGUUCCUGUUCUACCGUUUCUACUUGAAAUGUUUGAUACGACCGAUUUCAAUAAACGUCAUAAAACAGCCAGUCUCAAAGCACAAUACAUUAACUUUGAUACUUCACUAAAAUUAACCAAAUUACAAAUGGAUGAUCGAGCAUACAAAGAUGGUCUAAUGGAUCAAUUCUAUGAAUUAGUUAUGGUUUAUCUGGUUCAAUAUGCUCAUCAUGUGACAUUUCCUGAGCUUGUUUAUCCUUUGAUACUUAAAUGUAAAAAAUUCAUUAAAGUAUGCAAAGUACAAAAUUUUGUGAAAGUUGUUCGUGGUUUAUUGGAAAAAGUUCAAGAAAAUGUGAAUCUAAUUGAAGAACGGCGACAAAAAACAGGUCUCAAUGUUAAAGAUUCGACACAGAUGGAAAGUUGGCUUGAACAAAGUCAACAAAAAUCAACAUCAAGUCCACUUGUUGUUCAUUUUCAACGAUACAAAUCAAUGCGACAACGUGAAGUGUUAGAAGAUAUUGCUCAAAAAGAAAAGAUUUCACUAUCUGGUCGAGCUUCUCUACCAGAUUUGAUUCGACCUGAACAUCAAGUAUCCGCUAAGCAAAGUUUUGCAUCAAUGAUUGACAAAGAAAUUAGCGAUAAUGAAGACGAAGAAGAAGAACUUUUUCAAAUCAAGAGUAAAAGAAAACAUGAUGAAAUAGAUGAUGAGCAAGACGAAGAGGAAGAAAACGAAAGUGAAGAAGAAGAAGAAGAAGAAGAUGCAGAUGACGAUGAUAUACCAAGAACUCCACCCGCCAAGAAACGAAAAGCGAAAAUGAGCAAUGGUAACUCAUCAAAGCCAACUACCGAUGAAUUUCUUUCUAUUGUUAAAAAGAAAUUCGAUCGACGAAAAGAUCAGGUGAAAACAUUGUCAGUUGAUGACUUUUAG
Messenger RNA from Adineta ricciae, 2220 nucleotides. NCBI's taxonomy places the organism in Eukaryota, Metazoa, Rotifera, Eurotatoria, Adinetida, Adinetidae. The record is from the annotation of a GenBank genome assembly.